GACUUGGAUGAGACUGUAUAUCGGCCGAAAAUGCAAGUACUGUAAACCAGGGUAUAAAAACUGGUGGAUUUUAUGCUAUCUACAUGGCCAACGAUACUGACAAAACCGGAUGGUCUGCUAAUCUGUACAACAAGAAUGCCCCCUUCGUAUAUUCCAAUGCAUUCACGGCGCCCGUUCUCCAAAUGCUUUCGCCACAACCGGGAGAGAAGAUCAUCGAUUUCGGUUGCGGUGGUGGAGAGGUGACGCUUGAAUUAGAGAAGAUCGUCAAGGAGAAAGAAGGUGGACGCGUCGUCGGCGUAGAUUUCAGCGAGAGUAUGAUCAUCCAGGCUAGAACGCGAGGACUAGAGCACGCAUAUAUCGCCGAUAUCCAGGAUCUACCUGACCUACCUAUCGGUGUGGACGUCAAGUUCGAUGCUGUAUUCACGAAUGCGGCGCUGCAUUGGUGCAAACGCGACCCGAAGGGCGUCCUGAAGAGUGCCAAGAGAGUACUGAAGCCAGGUGGGAGGAUCGCUGGCGAGAUGGGCGGGUUCAUGAACUGUAUUGGUAUCAGAGGGGCACUGCACAAGGCUCUAAGGACGAGAGGGUAUGAUGCUAGUGCCAUGGACCCGUGGUAUUUCCCAUCAGUGGAAGACUACACAGAGAUACUCAGGGCCGAAUCAUUCGAACCCAUCGAGGUUACUUUGACGCCGCGAGUGACGGCGCUCUCUGCAGGCGUAUUUGGCUGGCUGGCAGUAUUCGUUCGACCCAUGAUAUUGAAGGAUUUUAGUGACGAAGAGGCAACUGAGAUCAUGAAGGAGGUCGAGGAGGCUUGUCGGAUUGACUGCCAGGACAGCCAAGGACGCUGGCAAAUGAUGUAUGUGCGGUUGAGGUUCAAUGCCAUCUGGAAGCAGUGAAAUAAAUUUGUCUUGCAUCCGGCCCUCAUGUCGUUGCCAAAUCUCAGGCCUACAUUUAUCGGCCACGACGUCUCAGCUCCAAUAAAUCACAAUUUCUACA
Molecule: messenger RNA, 993 nt
Organism: Desarmillaria tabescens
Lineage: Eukaryota; Fungi; Basidiomycota; Agaricomycetes; Agaricales; Physalacriaceae
Product: S-adenosyl-L-methionine-dependent methyltransferase
Exons: 4
Coding region: 84-893 (269 amino acids)
Molecular function (GO): S-adenosylmethionine-dependent methyltransferase activity
Source: RefSeq, a predicted model, not a curated record